AUGAUGAAGAAACUUCGAAAAAACAAUUACAACUAUUACAAAGACAAAUGCAGAGCUUGUCUGAAAAAGGGAGACAUGUCUAUCAUCAACAACAAAGCGUCCAAGGUAAUUAUAGAAGCAAUAAGGACUUUUGCCGACAUAGAAAUAACAGAACUCGAUGGGAUGCCUCACCACCUGUGUCGCAAGUGCUACUCCUUGCUGGAGAGCGGCAUAAAGUUCCGUAAAAUGAUACAAAAGUCUGAUGAGUUAUUGAGAAAGUUAAAAUCUGAAGCAUCUGAAUCAGAGUCGUCUCUCCCGAAUGACGGCUACAGCAGUGAUCAUUAUUUUGAGGAGAAUUUGCCUGAAGUAUUGGAAAAUCCAGAUAUUAAGGCUGAGUUUGUUAGUGAAAUCCCAUUAGACAAUGAUGAAGAUAGCAUCAAUAUAUGCAACAGCACACCCACUAAAAAGACUUCCAAGAAAGUAAACUGUCAGUAUUGUGGAAAAGAUGUUGGGAAAUACUAUUACAAAAAUCAUUUAGCUCUUCACAAGCAGAACAUUCCAAAAGACACACCUACUAAGGUAGAAAAUGAGGAUAUUAAACUGUAUGAUACUAAUAAAGUAGAACCUUCUGAUGAGCUACAGAGUUCUGUUCAAGCUGAAGAUAGUGAUAAUGCAGAGAAAAAGAACAAAGUCAAAUGUGAAGUGUGUGACAAGGAUGUCAGCAAAAACUACUACAAGUACCAUUUAUCUACUCACAAGCAGUCUGGAAGAACUCAUGCAGAGUGUAAAAUAUGCAAGAAAACAAUGUUAAAGUAUUGCUUGAAAAAGCACUUGAGUGUUUUCCACAGCAAGAAGACAAACUUUGCAUGCCAUGUUUGCGGGAAAGCUUUUAAAUACCAUAGCAGUUAUUACAUGCACUUGAAAACCCAUACAGAUGAUUUUCCUUUUAAGUGUCAGCAGUGUCCUUACAGGGGCAGAUGUGGCAUGGCUCUACGGACACACAUGCAGAACACUCACAUAAGAGAAUACAAGUACCCGUGCCCCGUUUGUCCUGCCAAGUUCUUGUCCACCGGUAAUAGGAACAAGCACAUGGUGCGGCACCAAGAAAAGAAGUUUAAAUGUGACUCUUGCAGCCAAGCAUAUUAUACCCAGCCUCAGCUAGAGAGGCACCAUGAAGUAAUUCAUAUGGGGAUCAAGGCUCAUGUGUGUGACAUCUGUGAACAAUCCUUCGGCUACAAGCGCGGGCUUAGGGCCCAUAAGCAGAGAGUGCACAAUGCUGUAAAAAACAAACCUGGACAUAUACCUAGUUAUUUGGAAGCAGAGAGGAAAAAACAAGAGAGCAGCAGUGAAUAUUUUAAUUGUUAUAAUUAA
Plutella xylostella (diamondback moth) is the source of this 1350-nucleotide messenger RNA. RefSeq lists its product as uncharacterized. Gene Ontology annotation, molecular function: zinc ion binding. Gene Ontology annotation, cellular component: nucleus. The record is from RefSeq and is a predicted model, not a curated record. NCBI's taxonomy places the organism in Eukaryota, Metazoa, Arthropoda, Insecta, Lepidoptera, Plutellidae.